This is a messenger RNA of Cylicocyclus nassatus, 1439 nucleotides long. Lineage: Eukaryota; Metazoa; Nematoda; Chromadorea; Rhabditida; Strongylidae. The record is from the annotation of a GenBank genome assembly.
AGACCGUGUCCAUGAGCAGCAAAAGAGUGACUGUAGAGUAUUUCCCUCGAAUUGAUUGCCGCUACUGCAGCUGCGGUACUUCAACACUCCUACGGCUCCAUAAAUAAAUGGGACUCGUCACCUAUACUUUAUUUGUAAUCUUUCUUGGGUUAGCAAAGGCACAAUCACCUUCUACGCUGCAGUUUGUGGAGUUUUGGUUCCGACAUGGUGAACGAUUGCCCACCGACUACGUCUACUUUCCCAAAGAUCCUCCACCGCUAGUUCCGUACACGGAAGCAGAAGCUGGUGAACUCACCAACAGAGGAGUGAAAAUGACUUUUAUGAGAGGAGAAUUCAUUCGAAAAAAUUAUGGAGACUUUUUAGGCACCGCUUAUAAACCAUCUCAGAUACGAGUUUGGACCGGUAAUGAUAAUCGUACUGUGGCCUCUGCUGAAGCGGUCCUAGCUGGAAUUUACAAACCGGACAAAGAACGCCAGUGGUCGGAUACACUGGACUGGCAACCUGUCGCUGUGCAUACCGAUGAGACUAUAGACUGGGUAGGUACUGGGGUGCAUGGUGUAUGUCCACUAUAUUGGGAUACAUUCUUCGCUUCGUCUGGCUACCAGAACCUGAUGGCUCCGUUUGAUCCUUCUCUGAUCCAGUUUCUGCAGAAUCACACUGGGGUGGCUAUACAGUCACCAAUUGAAUUUAACCAUGUGCUGGAUACACUAUACACUAAGAUAACGCUAAACGACACUCGGCUUCCGUACCCGCGUUGGGCGGAAUCUAUCCGUACAUCCAUACCGCUAUUUCGUAACGAGUUCCAUAGAAGACUAAUAGAUGCUCAGAAUGACACGGUUGGAAGAUAUCAUGCUGAGCUUCUGCUUUCCUACAUAGAGGAUCACCUCAAUCGUUCUAGCGAAAAGAAGAACAAAGCUGUGUAUAUCUCAGGGCACGACACAAACUUAAUGUCUUUGGGACGACUUCUAAACAUCACUUCCUUAGCCAACUAUUUGCCACCGUAUGCUGCUCUUCUGGUCGUUGAGCUGCACCAAAGAAAUGGAACGUAUUAUGUUCAAAUGCGUGUGUCUCUAACACUGCAAGAUCAGCUCCAGUUGGUAGAGAUCCCACAAUGCAAAAAUCCUUGUCAAUUGGAGAAGCUUCAAAGUCUUUUGAAGAAUAGCAGGGUAAGCAGAGCCGAUUGGGAUCUGAUCUGCCGUGGUUAUGGCAUUCAAAAAAGCCAAUACCCGAUCCUAGCUGCCUCAAUUCUCAUCUUACUGGCUAUCUUCAUUAUCUCAACCGUGGUUCUUCUGUGCACAACGUUGUCAUAUAAGAGACAAAUCAAAGAGCUGCGAGAUCCAGAGCGACGUCGUCUGCUAGACGAAGGACAGCAACAAGGAUACACUCGUUGAGAUUUUGUGUGUAUGUAUAUGUGCAAGUUGCUGAAUAAACGCUCGAUU